GGGUACGAAUAAGCUAUCAUUUUAUUGAUGGUAAAAAUGAUAGAGCUUAGGAGAAGUAAUUUCAACAUAAGAAAAUCUUGGAAAAAAAUUAGCUCGUGAGGGAUUUGAACCCUCGUCUUCCCAUGACUGUGCGCCAGCUGGGCGCUCUAACCGCUGAGCUAACUAGCCUCGUUGUAGAGCCUUCGAUCUUCCACUCUCAUUCCUGUUUAUGACGUCAUACUCAAAGGAUAUGGAAAAUGCGGUCUACUUUGGGCUUACAUUACCUAUCACUAAAACAUUUACUUAGUGUUUUCUUUGUCUUCUUCUUGCUCACAUAUUACCAUUUCUUGCCAUUUCCGACUACAAUUCUACUUUCAACCCAGCUUCUUCACGAUCCGUUUUAAUUUUUGCGUGAUAUUCUAAAUUACAAACUCUAUAUAGUUCGCGAUCAUGGCGUUUGCAACAGAUAUGUUGAAAUAUCUAGAACUCAAUAAAAGUCAAAAUAUUGAGAUGUGAAGCGAAACACAAAGUCGUAAGCCAACGGGACCGCGAAAACCAAAUAAUUAAAUUGUUGAGGGCUGCUACCGCUGAUGCCAAUAAUCAAGACGAGAUAUGGAAGUAUAUGGAUGAGAAAGAAAUGCAACGGUUCAUUGCUGAACUGAACUCUCGAGAUCCUUCGUCGUGGUCAGCCACCAAUCCACAUUUUGCGCAGCCCAACGUGUAUAAAGAUUUGGGGAGAAGAUUCGUACCGCAAUAUCCUUAUACGGAGAAUCAAGAAGAAGAGGAUGUCAAUUAUCUAACACCAGAAUUGGCGACCCCGGAACUUCUGCUGGCAUUAGCAAAGCAAGCCUCGCUUUGGACAAAUCCCGACUUGAACAACGCUUAUAUUCAGCCAAGACACAUUCAGAAGAACAUAUUGAGAAGCGGUAAUUAUUGGGAUGGUUUCUGGAAAGAAGAUAUGGAUCCCAAGACUCUGUUAAGAUCAAAUGAUAAACUCAAAAUGGUAAAUAAAGAAGAGGAAAUUGCUGAUGAUUUGACCCCACAAUUGGCAUCGCCAGAAAUUGUCCUAGCGUUAGCCAAACAAGCAGCAAUUCUAGAAGCAUCUAAACCUGUAAAUCCUAGCGAAGAUAUCGUUCAGAAAAACAUUUUAAGGAGUGGGAAUUAUUGGAACGAUUUUUGGAAAGAAGACGUUAAUGAUGCUACGAACAUUUUGCGAUCCAACAAAAAAAUCAACCUGAAAACCAUUAAGAUUAAAAUCACGCCAGAAGAUGACGAGUACGAGGCUAUAAUGAAAUUGAAGAAAAUAUCACCGUAUUUAAUUUACGCGGUAAACAAUAAAAAAACAUACUAAAUAAAAGGUGGUUUGUGUAAUA
Molecule: messenger RNA, 1352 nt
Organism: Bombyx mori (domestic silkworm)
Lineage: Eukaryota; Metazoa; Arthropoda; Insecta; Lepidoptera; Bombycidae
Exons: 10
Coding region: 602-1330 (242 amino acids)
Source: RefSeq, a predicted model, not a curated record